AUGUCGUCCUUCUUUUUCUCCACACCUGUCGAUAUCGACAUCUUGCUGGAAGACGGCGAUGAGCGGGAAACGGUUGACAUCAAGCUUGAGAAGAACCGGCGCGAGAAGGCUCCCCUGUACCUUGACGGGGAGUCAGUCAAGGGCGCUGUCACAGUCCGGCCAAAAGAUGGCAAACGGCUGGAACAUACGGGCAUCAAGGUGCAGUUCAUUGGCAUGAUUGAAAUGUUCUAUGAUCGUGGCAACCACUAUGAAUUUCUUUCCCUCGGCCAAGAACUGGCUGCUCCCGGUGAACUUCAGCACCCGCAGACGUUCCCAUUCAAUUUCAAAAAUGUCGAGAAACAGUACGAAUCAUACAAUGGAAUCAAUGUCAAGUUACGGUACUUCGUCAGAGUAACGGUUUCCCGUCGAAUUGCGGAUGUUGUGCGCGAGAAGGAUAUCUGGGUAUAUUCCUACCGACUGCCGCCAGAGUCCAACAAUCCAAUUAAGAUGGACGUCGGAAUCGAGGACUGCCUGCAUAUUGAAUUCGAGUAUUCAAAGUCAAAGUACCACUUGAGGGACGUUAUAGUGGGAAGAAUAUACUUUUUGCUCGUUCGAUUGAAAAUUAAGCACAUGGAGCUGUCUAUUAUCAGGAGAGAGACUACGGGAUCCCCGCCAAAUCAAUAUAACGAAAGCGAGACGCUGGUGAGAUUCGAGAUUAUGGAUGGGUCCCCAUCAAGAGGCGAAACCAUACCCAUUAGAUUAUUUCUAGGUGGUUUUGAUUUGACGCCCACCUUCCGAGACGUGAACAAGAAGUACUCUACAAGGUAUUACCUCAGCCUUGUAUUAAUUGACGAAGAUGCCCGUCGAUACUUUAAACAAUCGGAGAUUGUUUUGUUCCGUCAAUCUCCAGAAAUGGCGGCUGCUGCACAACUUGAAAACCAACCCCAUGAUGGACAACAUGCAGUGCCCCCACCGGAACGCAAACAAGCUGUACGUCAUAACGAUGAUGGGGAAGACGGUCUGCAGAGCUCACACCAUGCACCCCCUCCAUCCCAACUUACACCUGAACCUGAACCCGAACCUGCAUCUGCACCUGUAUCCACUAUACCAGCAUAG
Messenger RNA from Nannizzia gypsea CBS 118893, 1095 nucleotides. Its product is annotated as vacuolar protein sorting-associated protein 26B-B. Gene Ontology annotation, biological process: intracellular protein transport; retrograde transport, endosome to Golgi. The transcript is spliced from 5 exons. Gene Ontology annotation, cellular component: retromer complex; endosome. Bases 1 to 1095 code for a protein of 364 amino acids. NCBI's taxonomy places the organism in Eukaryota, Fungi, Ascomycota, Eurotiomycetes, Onygenales, Arthrodermataceae. The record is from RefSeq and is a predicted model, not a curated record.